Messenger RNA from Rhopalosiphum padi (bird cherry-oat aphid), 735 nucleotides. RefSeq lists its product as uncharacterized. The transcript has 3 exons. Bases 1 to 735 code for a protein of 244 amino acids. Lineage: Eukaryota; Metazoa; Arthropoda; Insecta; Hemiptera; Aphididae. The record is from RefSeq and is a predicted model, not a curated record.
AUGUCUAACUGGUAUUCAAGUGUAGAACUGGCAGAAUUACUACAAUCAAAAAAUACAUAUUUAGUUGGAACAUUAAGGUGCAAUAGAAAGUCUAAUCCGAAAGAAGUAACUAAAAAAAAAUUGAAAAGAGGGGAAAUUGUGUCUCAGAGAAGCUCAUCUAAUGUGUUGGUGCUGAAGUGGAGGGACAAACGGGAUUUAGUUAUGGUUUCUUCUAAACAUGAUAGUGCUCUUACAAAUUUGAAAAUAAGAGGAAAAAUAGUACAAAAACCAACAGUAGUUGUUGAUUAUAAUAUUGGAAAAACUUCAAUUGACCUCUCAGAUCAGAUGACUUCCUACUCCAACCCUCUUCGUCGCAGUCAAAAGUGGUACAGAAAAGUUGCUCUAGAUGCAUUAUUAAACAUAAGUGUUGUUAAUGCUCUAGUUUUAUUCCAGAAAGUUACAUCUUCAAAAAUGUCUAUUACAGUAUUCAGAUCUACACUUGUAGAACAGUUAAUAAAUAAAGAAACUAUCACAGAAAUUAUAUCACAAAAACAUGUUUUAGAAAAAGCAAACAGAAGUAGAUGUGUUGGCUGUUACUCUAAGGCAGUAAAAUAUACUACCAAACAUUUUUUUCUGGAUAUGAAAAGAGGGGAAAAAGUGGCAAAAAUUGUUUGCUCCAUGGUGGUAUUGGACAUUAACCUGGCUCUGCGGCUGAACCCCUACAUUUUUUAUCUGCAACGAGACAUGAGCCUAUAA